AUGGACAACAACACCUACAACAGCUUCAUGCUUCAAGUGGAGGGCCUAAAAUUACCCAGAGACACAUUUUAUCCUAUCUUUCUCUUCUUCCUGUUCUCCUACCUCUUCAUCAUGGUGUCAAACUUGGGCAUUGCUGCCCUGGUUUUUAUUGACAGGAACCUGCACCAGCCCAUGUACCUGCUCUUCUGCAACCUGCCCUUCAAUGACAUCCUGGGGAACUCCAUCAUGGUGCCUCGCCUGCUGAUGGACAUGCUGUUGCCUCCGUCUGAGCGCCUCAUCAGUUACUAUGAGUGUGUGAUUCAGGCUUUCACCACGCACAUGUUUGGCACCACCACACACACCGUGCUCAUGAUCAUGGCCUUUGACCGCUACGUGGCCAUCUGCAACCCUCUGCAUUAUCCGUCCAUCAUGAACAACCGGAUGGUGCUGAAGCUGACGGCGUGGGCCUGGGGCGUGGCCUUCGUCCUGGUGGGGGUCCUGCUGGGACUGACUGUGCGGCUCAGCAGGUGCAGGAGGAUGAUCAUGAACCCGUACUGUGAUAACCCCUCGCUGUUCAAGCUCUCCUGUGAGAGUGUGUUCAUUAACAAUGUGUACGGUCUCACCUUCACCGUGGUGUUGCUCACCAGCUCCAUCGGCACCAUCGUGCUGACGUACACCAAGAUCACCGUGGUCUGUCUGACCAGCAACAACAAAUCCCUGAACAGUAAGGCCCUGAAGACCUGCAGCACACACCUGCUGGUCUACCUCAUCAUGCUGUUAAGCGGGUUUGUCGUUAUUUCUUCACACCGCUUCCCUCAGUACUCAGAUUACAGGAAGCUGUCAGCCAUCCUGUUCCACAUCAUCCCGGGCAGCCUGAACCCUGUAAUCUAUGGUGUGCAGUCCAAAGAGAUCUGCAGAUCUCUGUCCCGAUUAUUCCGUUUGAAACAAAUCCUGCCACUGCUCCCAGCCGACAAAUGA
Molecule: messenger RNA, 957 nt
Organism: Salarias fasciatus (jewelled blenny)
Lineage: Eukaryota; Metazoa; Chordata; Actinopteri; Blenniiformes; Blenniidae
Product: olfactory receptor 5AC1-like
Biological process (GO): detection of chemical stimulus involved in sensory perception of smell; G protein-coupled receptor signaling pathway
Cellular component (GO): membrane
Molecular function (GO): olfactory receptor activity; odorant binding
Source: RefSeq, a predicted model, not a curated record